GUGCGAGGGCGUGGUGUGCGGCGGCGGCGCGCAGUGCAUCCCCACGUCGCAAGGCCCCACCUGCAAGUGCGUGGAGGGCUUCGCGGGCAACCCGUUCCCGGGCGGCCUGUGCGUGCCCGACGUGUGCUCGCCGUCCAGCCCCUGCGCAGAGCCCAGCGUCUGCGUGGGCGGCCGCUGCAAGGAGCGCUGCGAGGGCGUCGUGUGCGGCGUGGGCGCCUCCUGCGACCGACAGACCAACAAGUGCGUUUGCGACCCCUUCUUCGUCGGCAACCCGGACCUCGUCUGCAUGCCACCUGUCUCCGCCCCGGCCUGCUCCCCCGCCUGCGGCACGCACGCGCACUGCGAGUACGGCGUGACGAACCGGUGCGUGUGCGACAUCGGCACGGCGGGCAACCCGUACGAGCGGUGCGCGCCGGUGGGCACGGCCACGUGCGCCACCACGGCGUGCGGCGCGGGCGCGCGGUGCGUGGAGGGCGCGCGCGGCGUGGAGUGCGCGUGCCCGCCGGGCUUCGCCGGCAACCCCUACGUGCGCUGCGACGACGUGGACGAGUGCGCGUCGGGCGC
This is a messenger RNA of Gryllus bimaculatus (two-spotted cricket), 564 nucleotides long. Lineage: Eukaryota; Metazoa; Arthropoda; Insecta; Orthoptera; Gryllidae. The record is from the annotation of a GenBank genome assembly.